UUCACGUUCCUCUCUCUCUCUCUCUCUCUCUCUCUCUCUAAACCGCCCUGCAAAACAAGAAAUCACUGAAAUCAAAUGGAGGUCACAGUGACGAAAUGCGAGGAGCAGGACUGUGACUGUGACCUCCACUACUACUACGAUGCCUACACAGUGUUCGUCGGAGAGCAUCGCAUCCUCACCAUCUCCACCGCCAACUACAUCACCACCACCAGAUGGAUCAAGGAAGUCCAGAAGACCUACCGCCACAAGCACGGACCUCUCAUUGUCGGCGUCUGCGUCGACCGCCAAAGCCUCAAUUUCACAAGCAAUGGCCUCGAAGACUCUCCCUACGAUCUCCUCCAACUCUGCAUUGGCUCUCACUGCCUCAUUUACCGCUUCUCCGACCCUUACUGUUACCGUAUCCCCAAAUCUCUCCAAGAGUUCUUCGAUGAUCGUCGAGUCAUCGCCGUUGGUAUGGACAUGGUCUCUGUUGCGAAGAAGCUCGAAAGGAACCACGAAAUCAAGGUUGCGAAUCCGAUGGAUUUGAAUUCUAUGGCGGUGAAGGGGCUGAGAAGAGACGAUCUGGAUCUACUGCACUACGGUCUCAAUCGAUUGGCCAGGGUCGUGUUAGGGAAGCACGUUUACGUCUUUAGGCCUUGCCGAUACAAGGUGGAGUGGUUCCAGAAGUACGACGGGGGCAAUUACAACUGGUACAAUCCUCACCUUUCUCAUGAAAAGGUGAAAUUCGCAACGUCCGAGCCCUACCUUUGUUAUCUGAUCGGAUCUAAGCUUCUUGAUAUGAUGAACUGUUCAUCUUCGGCUUCUUCUUCAUCCUCGAAGAAGAAGACAAAGAAGAAGAACAGCAAGAAGAAGAAAUAGCAGAUAGACGUACGAUCCAAAAAUUGAGUGCACAUGUGUCUCCUCUUUUAGAAUAAAUUUUCCAGUAGACUUAGGGUUUACUAAAGCUUGGUGAUAUGCGUUAUAUCUUUAGUCAGAGAACUUUCUCUUUUUAGAGUACUCUACUCUCUGUUGAAUAAUGAAACUUAGGGUUUAAGACGAGUUUUGUGAAGCUUUGAUUGAAUUUGGAUGAUAAACUUGUAAGAUGAU
Molecule: messenger RNA, 1086 nt
Organism: Camellia sinensis
Lineage: Eukaryota; Viridiplantae; Streptophyta; Magnoliopsida; Ericales; Theaceae
Source: RefSeq, a predicted model, not a curated record